Messenger RNA from Oreochromis niloticus (Nile tilapia), 6910 nucleotides. It is a transcript of the gene grik3, whose product is annotated as glutamate ionotropic receptor kainate type subunit 3. The record is from RefSeq and is a predicted model, not a curated record. Gene Ontology annotation, biological process: monoatomic ion transport. Gene Ontology annotation, molecular function: signaling receptor activity; ligand-gated monoatomic ion channel activity. The transcript has 16 exons. Gene Ontology annotation, cellular component: membrane. Lineage: Eukaryota; Metazoa; Chordata; Actinopteri; Cichliformes; Cichlidae. Bases 959 to 4000 code for a protein of 1013 amino acids.
GCUCCAACAAUUCCGAGAUCACAAUAAGACAAACCCCAAAAUACUGUAUAAUGAAAAUGAGAAGAUAUUAAGAAUACCAUAAUGUACGUGUACGCAGCAUUUGGAAAAAGCAGUGAAUCAAGUGAUCAUUCGGAUCCCUCUCACCUCCAUAAAACACUUCUUGGACAUAGUUGACAACUAUGCGUAACGACGCGUGCCUCUAGUGGCACCGUGGAAGGAGGCUCGUCAGACGCACGCUGAUGCACAGCUUUCAGCAUUACCUUUCCAUCCAGCACAAACUGGAAGAUUUGUAAAAUCAACACUGUUUAACGGGGGUCCCUUUGAGCAGAUUGGACGUUCUUCGAUAACCAGCCUUGUGCAAUCACCGUGCGCAACUGGAGCGGAGCGUCACGGAGCCGCUUUCCUCCACUCUGUUCUGAACUGUUAGCGUUAAUGGAAUGAAGGACUGGAGUGACUAAACUCCAACAAGCAUUUUAUUUCGUGCCACUUAAGUGUGUUGAAAAUCCUCUGCGCUUAUUUUGUAACGUUUUUCUCUGUUUGGUUUUCGGACGACAGAAUCGUCCGAGACGACCCAAAGUUCCGCAGGCGCAGUUCUCCUCUUCAACAGCGGUGUAGGAGUCCGGCUCGGCUGUUGCCGUGGUACUUGCCAGCAGACAGAUAGCAUCGUCGGUAGGAGGGGAUAAAGAGACUCCUGCAGGCUAAUUGUUGCAGCCUGCGUUCGCAGGUGUUUCGCUGAUCUGCCUGUGAGGGACUGGGGGCUUCAUCCUGAUCGGGUCGCUUUUACACUUGUGAGAAACAGAAAAAAAAGCAACCCCGGGAGAAUGUUGCACCAAGUACAAUGAGCGCUGAUUUGUCGCAGACUCCAAAAUCCAUAUAUGCUCCGUCGAAUUCAGUUUUGAUGAGCAAUUUUGACUCGUCUUUGGAAUUUUAAAAAAGUGGAUCCCGCGACUUUACAACCAUGCGAAAUACUUGGCUGUUCCCCCGGAGUGCGAUUAGGGAUUACUGGACAUCGCUGAUUGCAUGUCUCUUUUGGAUUCAGUACUCUUACGGGAUGCCUCAUGUUAUUCGAAUAGGUGGAAUUUUCGAACAAACAGACGGACCUGUUUCGCUCGUCAGUGCGGAGGAACUUGCCUUUAAAUUUGCAGUCAAUAACAUUAACAGAAACAGGACUUUGUUACCAAACACAACAUUAACUUAUGACAUACAGAGGAUUAAUAUCUAUGACAGCUUUGAGGCAUCGAGAAAAGCUUGUGACCAGCUGUCUUUAGGCGUAGUUGCAAUAUUUGGGCCCUCACAUAGUUCAUCAUCGAAUGCCGUGCAGUCCAUCUGCAAUGCACUGGAAGUGCCGCAUAUCCAAGUGCGGUGGAAACAUCACCCUAUGGACAACAGAGACACCUUUUAUGCCAAUUUAUACCCAGAUUACUCAUCUUUAAGCUAUGCUAUCCUGGAUCUGGUGCAGUUUCUCAAAUGGAAAACAGCUACAGUUGUAUAUGAUGAUAGCACAGGUCUUAUAAGACUACAGGAGCUGAUAAUGGCCCCGUCUAGGUAUAACAUCCGACUAAAGAUCCGCCAGCUUCCUCUCGACACGCAGGAUACAAGGCCUCUUCUCAAAGAAAUGAAGAGAAGUCGGGAGUUCCGGAUCAUAUUUGACUGCAGCCACCACAUGGCAGCACAGAUUCUCAAACAGGCCCAGACCAUGGGGAUGAUGACAGAGUAUUACCACUAUAUCUUCACCACUCUGGACCUGAUGGCCAUCGACCUUGAGCCCUAUCGCUUCUGUGGCGUCAACAUGACUGGUUUCCGCAUCCUCAAUGUGGAUAACCCUCAAGUUGCUUCCAUUGCAGAGAAAUGGUCAAUGGAAAGGCAGAUACCACCUAAACCCGAUUCAGGCCUGCUGGAGGGCAUCAUGACGACAGAUGCAGCUCUGACCUAUGAUGCAGUCCACAUUGUUUCCGUCUCAUACCAGCACGCUCCUCAGAUGACCGUAAACUCACUGCAGUGCCACCGCCACAAACCCUGGAGAUUUGGAGGCCGCUUCAUGAGUUUCAUCAAAGAGUCCCACUGGGAUGGUUUGACGGGUCGACUGUCCUUCAACAAAACAACUGGUCUACGUACAGACUUUGACCUGGACAUCAUCAGUCUAAAGGAGGAUGGACUUGAAAAGGUGGGGAAGUGGAGUGCGUCUGGAGGUCUUAACAUCACAGAAGUGCCGAAGCGAAAAGGGAUGAACAUCACGGAUUCUCUGGCUAACCGCUCCCUUGUCAUCACCACCAUCCUGGAGGAGCCAUAUGUCAUGCUUAAGAAAUCUGACAAGGCGCUGGUUGGGAACGACCGUUUCGAAGGAUUCUGCAUCGACUUGCUAAAAGAGCUGGCCAACAUCCUGGGCUUCACGUAUGAGAUCCGUCUGGUGCCUGAUGGGAAAUAUGGCUCCCAGGAUGACAAGGGCCAGUGGAACGGCAUGAUUAGGGAACUUAUAGAACAUAGAGCAGACUUGGCAGUCGCUCCUCUCACCAUCACUUAUGUACGUGAAAAAUUCAUCGACUUCUCCAAGCCUUUCAUGAGUAUGGGCAUCAGCAUCUUGUAUCGCAAACCCAAUACUACCAACAAUGGCUUCUUCUCCUUCCUGAACCCCAUGACUCCCGACAUAUGGGUCUACAUCCUCCUGGCCUACCUGGGUGUGAGCUGUGUCCUUUUUGUCAUUGCCCGAUUCAGUCCAUACGAAUGGUAUGACGCCCAUCCUUGUAAUCCUGGAUCAGAUGUGGUGGAGAACAACUUUACCCUGCUCAACAGCUUCUGGUUUGGAGUUGGUUCCUUAAUGCAACAAGGCUCAGAAUUGAUGCCCAAAGCCCUGUCGACCAGGAUAAUUGGUGGGAUCUGGUGGUUCUUCACGCUCAUCAUCAUAUCAUCCUAUACAGCUAAUUUAGCAGCUUUUCUCACUGUGGAAAGAAUGGAUUCACCUGUGGACUCAGCUGACGACAUUGCCAAGCAGACCAAAAUCGAGUACGGCGUGGUCAAAGAUGGUGCAACGAUGUCUUUCUUCAAGAAAUCUAGAGUUUCUACUUUUGAGAAGAUGUGGGCCUUUAUGAGCAGCCGGCCAAGAACAUCACUGGUGAAGUCUAUUGAAGAUGGUAUUCAGAGGGUGCUGAAGUCAGACUACGCCCUCAUUACGGAGUCCACCACUAUUGAUUACAUCACUAGAAGGAACUGUAACCUGACACAGGUGGGAGGACUUAUCGACAGCAAAGGCUACGGCAUCGGCACUCCCCUCGGCUCUCCGUACAGAGACAAAAUCUCCAUAGCAAUCCUAAGCAUCUUGGAGGAUGGGCGCCUACACAUGCUAAAGGAGAAGUGGUGGAGUGGGAGCAGCUGCCUGGAUGAACGGCAUCGCGAAACAGGCCCCAUGGGUAUCCAGAACCUGGGUGGUAUAUUCAUUGUGCUGGCAUCUGGCCUAGUGCUAUCUGUUUUUGUGGCAAUUGCUGAAUUCAUCUACAAACUACGGAAGACUGCGGAACGUGAGCAGACUGCCGCCACUCUCUGCUGUCAGAACAAUUUAAAGCUAAGGCAUUUACCCCCCGUCCCUUUCCCCUCUUCUCCUUCUCGCUGCCCUCUCCGCAUCCUCCCUUUUUGCCCAGAGGUCUUUGUGCAGUGCCAUGGUGGACGAGAUCAGACUGUCGUUCACCUGCGAGAGACGGGUGAAACACAAGCCUCAGCCUCCAGUCAUGGUGAAGACGGAUGCAGUGAUCAACAUGCACGCCUACAACGACCGACGACUCCCAGGAAAGGACAACAUGAGCUGCAGCACUGGGAUGACUCCUGUGUUCCCGUGACAAUGUGUUCCCCACAGGGCAAGAGCCUGCUGAGCAAUGUUUCAGGGGCACUGCCAGUGACUAGAGACAAUGGUAUAGAUGGGAUCACCAGAUACAGCAUUAACCACAGUGACAUGGGAACACUAACAAAACAUGGGCAACUUAAAAUGGCAGCAUCAGCCACACAGGUAUGACAACAUUCACCAUUGUAAUCCAACCUGAAAGAGGUAAAAGCAGGAUUCAGUGAGGUUCUAAGAAAAGAAAAAAAGCCCAUUCCUGAGAAAGGAAACAGUAUAUACCCAAUCAGUUUCAAGUCUGAUGUUUACGUGCGCAACAUAGAAACACAAGAAAAAAAACACAAUGUUCAAGGAAUCCUGAAUCAGACUGAAAAAACUUAGCAGAACACAGUGAGAAGAAUGGCUCUGUGGACAAUGGCAAUAAAUGAGAGAUAUACAAUACAAGAAUGGAAGGAGCUCUUAUUGAAGUUCAGUUUUGCCACAUGCGAAAAUUGAGUUUCUACCUUUACCCAAGUUGAUUUACACACUCCUAAAUGGCCUCAGACAGCAAAAAAUAAUGUUACCUCAAACUUGUUGUCUAGGCUUUAAUGGUUGUCAUUCAGUCAAAAGGUAUAGGAACACUAAUUUAGUAUGUGCAGUAUUGUUAUUGGUGGAAAGCUAGUUAAAAGUUGAGCGAUUAAGUUAGUUGUAAUUUGUAAUUAAUUAUACUGUUAGACACAAGCAAUCAUAGUCAGAUGCAAAGUGGAUUGUUGAGAUUCCACCUUGCUAUAAUGGUCCUAAUAAUACCUUUUGUGUCUAAUAAUUUUGUACAUGACUAAAUUUUAUUAACUUAAAAUGAUGAUUGCCAAAGAUAUGAUGAUUCAGUAGAAGCAUUUACAUUAGCAUAUGAGGCAGAACGGUUCACUUAGGAGCACAAAUCUUGCAUCCAAUGAAAAGCAAAUUGGAAUGUUUUAAAUUUUGAAUAGAGAACUUGUUGUAAUAUUUGUCCAAGCCAUGAAGGGUAAUAGGUAUCAUAAAUACAUUAUAUAUUUUAUGGUUGUGCAGAUCAACUUAGAUCAAAAACGUUUAUCAAAAUAUAAUGUAAAACAAUCAUUGCACAAAUAACACAGGAAAACUUAUUGAUCGGUUUCCUGUUCAAAAGUCAAAAAUAUCAAACAAUUUUAAUAAUAAUACUGAAAAUAUUGAAGGUUCAUCUGAAGCAGUUUUAACUAGUUGUGGCAGUCUGCAGUUUUUCUAAAAUCUCUAACUCUUGAUUGGGCUGAAGGGCAUUAGUUCAGGCAUUUCUGUUUAAAUUACAAAUGAGAAACUGAGAGUUUGUUUUGUUUGGGGUUUUUUUUUGUGGAUUUCUUCAAGCAUUUAAGCAUGACAUAUUCACUAAAAUAUGCGUUUGGUCUUUGUCUAAAUGUGGCCACAGGACCACUGAAUGUCCCAACUGCUUCUGGCAUUUUGAACACUUCAUUCAUCUGUGUGAUCUGCAGGCUUUUUGGACAAAUGAUUGGUUUGCGUUAUAUAUACUGGGCGUAAGUUUGGGUUUAAAUGGGCAAAGCAAGAUUCUGAAGGUCAUCUGCGACCAGAACGUCCGUAUUCUUCUUUUCAAUUACCUGAUGUGGACUGAGUGAAUUCAUACGUGUCGUGUGUGAACAUGCUGAAAGACAAUGUGGUGACAGAUCACAGUUUUGUGUGCUCAUGUACUGUAUACUAUACUGUAUCUAAAGCGAGUGUCGUGCCCAAGAAAGAUUCGAGGAGUCUGUGAGCUGCUGUCACCUGAAAGCUGAAUGAACAGCAAACCUCUGUGAGGUUUAAAUUGUUGAUACGCAGAAACAACAUCAACAACAACAACAACAACAAAAAAAUAAUAAUUUGUAACUAUCUAUGAUUCAAAGAAACUCCAGUCUGUAAUACUAAGCAUUGAUUUGGUAGAGAUUGACUGUAUUAUUGUUUUAUCAAUUCCCUCCUGCAAAGUAGAAUAUGUAGAUAAAAUCAGCAGGAGAAAAUGUAUUUUGCUAAAUUUAUACUGUUAUAAAUGAAUUCUGUUAACAGGUAAAUAUGUUCUAGAUGCUAUUUAUUUCAUUAGAGAGGUCAAUUUUAACUACUCCCUCACUUCACCCCAAAUCCAUAGCCCCACACCUUCUUUUAAUUUAUUUAAAAGAAAUGCAUUAUAUGAUAUGGUAUAUUGGAUUAAUAUCAUCCGGAUGGAAAAAAAUAUACAGUAUGUAAAUCUUCUUAUAUGAUGGCGAGUAUAUUUCUAUGAGGUGAAAAUGAAAUGGAAAUGCUGAGCUUUCCUAAGAAUUUGGGAGACGUUGUUUUAGAGUAGGAUUAUAUUAUGUAACCCUAAACCCGGACCUUCACUCUUCAUGAAAUCCUGAUGACAACCUGGUCUAAAGUACGGCUGUGGUUGAUACAUGGUUCUGCUAUGUUACUGUUACCCUCAUGUGAACUGUAGCUUUUCAUGCAGGUUAUUGAAAGACUUAAGAUUGCUUUUCACGUCUGUAAUACGUGAAAAUAAAUCAAAAUGUCAUCAGAUUAGUUGGAAUUACAACAGGGUUUUGGAUUUGGCUGAUUCAGUCAGUUUGAUUACUGAAUAUAUAUGUUUUUUAAGAAAUAAAUUAAUGUGAAUAAUGUCAUUUUACACAAACUUGUAAGAAAUGUGGGAGAAAAGUGUGUUCCAUUAGCAGUGUGUGAUAUGAAUUUUGAUUUUCUAGCAGUCAUGAUGGUAUGCCUUCUUAUGUAUACCUUUCUUUUCAGUUGCAAAGCUUCUAUCAUUUGGCAGAAAACCUCUCAAACAAUAUGAUAAAUAUGUUGGUGCCAACCAGGGUUUUCUUUGUGGACAUGCAGAAUUUCUAUGAAUAUAGUUUUUGUAAGGUUUUGUAAAAAAAAAAGAAAAAAAAGAUUUUGUUUUCCUAGUAACUGUAUGUGUUAAAAGAACAUUAGAAUAACCCACAGCCGAGUAAAACAUGGGGAAAAUCGACAAAAUACUAUAUGAAAGCUACUGAAUUAUUUUCUUUUUAACACACUGUGAAUAAUUCAAUUGUACAGUUUGCUGUAUGGGUUAUAUGAGGUUUUAAAUAAAAAUACAAACUAUUUAUA